This is a messenger RNA of Plectropomus leopardus (leopard coralgrouper), 1124 nucleotides long. It is a transcript of the gene psmb10, whose product is annotated as proteasome 20S subunit beta 10. Gene Ontology annotation, molecular function: threonine-type endopeptidase activity. Gene Ontology annotation, cellular component: cytoplasm; proteasome core complex. Lineage: Eukaryota; Metazoa; Chordata; Actinopteri; Perciformes; Serranidae. The record is from RefSeq and is a predicted model, not a curated record.
AAAGCGGUAAAAAGCGCUGACACGCCGUCACACGGGGCUGCUGGGGGUUUGUUGUCUUCAGUUGAGAAUCAGACCGCAGUUUGAUCUUCAUCUCCUCUUAUUUCACUGUGAAGAUGCUCCACAGUCUGAAAGCCACUGAGCUGCAGGGCGGAGGAUUCUGCUUCGACAACAGCCGCAGGAAUGCAGUGCUGGAGUCCAGUUUGUCCGAGGUGGGCUACAAAGCCCCUAGUGCCAGAAAGACAGGGACCACCAUCGCUGGGAUUGUUUACAAGGAUGGAGUGAUCCUGGGAGCAGACACCAGGGCCACAGACGACAUGGUGGUGGCCGACAAGAACUGCAUGAAGAUUCACUACAUCGCUCCAAAGAUCUACUGCUGCGGGGCCGGCGUAGCUGCAGAUGCAGAGAUAACCACACAGAUCAUGGCGUCCAACGUCGAACUGCACAUGCUCAACACCGGGCGACCCCCACUGGUCACCAUGGUAACCCGACAGCUGAAACAGAUGCUGUUCAGGUACCAAGGUCAUAUUGGUUCUUCUCUGAUCGUUGGAGGGGUCGAUGUGACCGGAGCUCACCUGUACAGUGUUUAUCCUCAUGGCUCCUACGACAAGCUGCCUUUCGUUACCAUGGGCUCUGGAUCUGCAGCUGCUGUGUCUGUAUUUGAAGACAGAUUCAAACCAAACAUGGAGCUUGAAGAGGCCAAGCAGCUCGUACGAGAUGCCAUUGCUGCAGGGAUUUUCUGUGACCUGGGUUCAGGCAGUAACGUGGACCUGUGUGUUAUCACUGACGCUGGAGUGGACUACCUGCGAGGCUAUGACAAGCCUGCGACAAAGGGCAAAAGAGAGGGACAGUACAGGUAUAAGCCUGGCACCACAGCUGUCCUCACCAAAACUGUGACCCCGUUCUCCCUGGAUGUGCUCGGCGAGUCUGUUCAGGUCAUGGACACUGAAUGAAAUACAAUGAAAUGCUUCUUUUGGAAUACAGUCUUUUCAGUAUACAGUAGCACGUCAUUGCACAAAAAAAAAGCCAGUGUUGAUCAGUGCAUUUAAAGCAGGUUGUUUAAUACCUUUAAAGCAUCAUUGCCUGUAAACAAAGUAGUCUACUAAUAAAAGCUUCUGUUUGUUGCA